Messenger RNA from Harpegnathos saltator (Jerdon's jumping ant), 2613 nucleotides. RefSeq lists its product as uncharacterized. NCBI's taxonomy places the organism in Eukaryota, Metazoa, Arthropoda, Insecta, Hymenoptera, Formicidae. Gene Ontology annotation, cellular component: membrane. The record is from RefSeq and is a predicted model, not a curated record. The coding region runs from base 231 to 764 and encodes 177 amino acids. The transcript is spliced from 4 exons.
UCAGUGUUGAGGCCUCCGUGUGCGCGAGUGCGCCGUGGUGAGCGAGCGAGCGUAUACAACAGGUGUCCCGCGAUCGGCUAGCUCUGCCACGGUACCGGUUCCUCCAUUUCGCUCCCUCAGUGUUUACUCCCCGUCCCCGUCGCCUUUCACUCCGGGACCCCGUGAAGGCCUGCUACGAGUACACGAUCGAGAGCGCGUGGUGAGCCGAGCGACGUGUGGAUCGGCGCAAUAUGAUGAUGGAGACCGCGGUGACGAUGGACGGUUCCAGCAACAACGCCAGCAACAAUCCGCGACAGGUGCCGACGGUGAAGACGGAACCGGGUCAGCCGAACCCUCUGUCCGGAAUCCGGCUGAACGUGUCCUACUUCAAGACCAUACCCGGCAUUCUCAAGCUGGUGCAGCUGGGUCUGGGCAUAAUAUGCAUGGCAUGUGCAUCCCCGGCUUACAUCGGUGCGACGCAUUGGUUUUUAUUCGUCGCAGUGACGUCCUUCAUAUCUACGCUUAUAUGGUGCGCUGUGUACCUCCUUUCCAUCCGAGAGGCACUUAAGGUGCCCAUUAACUGGAUCCUAACUGAACUUUUAAACACAUCUAUAAAGACUGUGCUUUAUAUGAUCGCGUUCAUCGCUCAGCUGUCGGCCUGGACCGCGUACAGGAAUUCAUCAUCGAAUAUCGCUGCUGGGGUAUUCGGAAUUUUCAAUACCAUCGCAUACGCUGCCGGAGCUUAUUUCCUCUACAUCGAAUGGAAGAGCACGAACACGCAGUGAGAACAUCACCAGCCUGCAGAGGGGAAGCCAGGUACCUGAAGAGCAUGCAAGAACAACUGCAACAACUGCAACAGUAACAACAACAACAACAACAGCAACAACAACAACAACACUAUCAUUAUCAAAAAAUGCCGUGACCAUGCCCAUGACUCCUCAGUGUCCGUCCAAGAGGAUUCUGGCACGGUCCCAAGAUCCUGUUCGACAGGCAAGUCAGCACCAGGAGGGACGGCUUGAUACUAGUCCGGCGUGAUCCUCCUCAGAUUGUGUGUAGCUUAAAGAAAGACUCUGUACCUAUACGUGCCUUAAGAUUAGUUACUUGUCACGCGCGUGAUCGUCGUCAUUAGAGCUGACCUCUUGCCGCUUCGAGGAGAGUCGUUGAAGUUGCAGGAGCGAACGAAAUGUUACGAGAUGCUGCAUUAUAUUCUCUCAGAGGCGAUAAUGUUACAUGCACGAGAUUUCCAGGAAAUCGACGAGAGCGAGCUUGAAGAUUUCUAACUUUAUAAACUUUACAUAAAAUCGUAACAUAUGUGAAAACAAAUGAGAAAAGAGAAGAGAAGAGAAGAUUCCCAUUAUCUGAUAACAUAGUCGUUGCUAUGGAAUACUGUUAUUGAAAAUUGUAAUAAAAAUUUACAUACCGACGAAGAAAGAGAUAUAUAGAUAGGGAUAGAUAUUUUCGAAUACGCUAAUAAAGACGUUGAAUUUGUUCUUAAUGAAAAAAAAAUUGCUAUUAUUUGGUUCUCCAUGCGAAUGUUAUUGCGCAUUUGUCUUUAUCAAUUUAUCUCAUUGUUUAAUUAGCGAAUUUUAAUUAUCAUUUUACGCGGAUGCUACCUACCUGUAUUUAGUUACAUGAAGGUACACUCCAAGUGACAGAAAGAGAAGGAGAGACAGAGAGGGAAAAGGAGGGAGUAUAUUUGUCAAACAUAAGUAAAUCUGACGUCAUUUCGUUUGUGCUGCUACUUUUGUUGCAACGAUCCUUUGGAGAACGACGAGAUAAGUAGUUCUGAAAGACCUUACGCUAGCGUACGAUAAGUUUCCGUAGGGAUAUCGGCGAUUUGUUCGAUCGAGAUAUAUAUAUAUAUAUAUAUAUAUUAUCAACGGUUCGACGUUCAACCACGUCGAUGAUUCAUUACUUUUUCUCACAUUUUCCGACGGCUGUCUCCGCUGGGAAUUUCAACGAACGAACAUCCGAUCGUUUCAAAUAGCUGAUCACCGUACGCCAAACGUAUCGUGCACCUGAUACACGUGCGUGAAACGUCAUUUUCUAAUCGUAUCCUUGCGCACUCUCGCGAGAUCUUAUUUAUAUAUACACAUAUAUUUCUCUUUAUAUAUACAUAAUAUAUAUUCUAGAUGACAUAUAUAUAUAUAUAUAUAUACAUAUUAUAUAUACAUAUAUUCUAGAUUGGACGCGCAGUACAAUUCUUUUUUAUAUUCUCUCUCAUUCGCAUGUAAAUCGUACGUUUCGAAUAUUUCAAGGGAAAAUCUCAUGUCGACGGAACGAGUCAUGGACGCGUUACAUCGAUUGUCAUUCUUGAGUGUGCUCGUACAGAGCCAAGGUGUAUCUAGAAAAAAAAAAUGCCUUCAAGUGUCGCACGAGAACGUUCGAUAAUCAAACUCAAAGCGUUGCUACGUUGACUCAUUUAUAGCACUGAUGAGACUAACUGAAGUUAAAAGUGGGCGUUACGUUGGUAAUUAGGAUUGCCUUGUUCUCCUUAUCGAUAAGCGUGCUGAGAAGGUGUGAGUUAGAAGGAGCGAGGGGAAAAGCGAAUUCGCCAGUGGGCGUUCGUUCAUUUCUCUGCUCGCUUAUGCAUCUCCGUUUCGUUCAUCUUUUCUCAAAUCAAACGACAGAAAA